UCGGCGGAGGGGCGUAGGAGAGGGACUGUGCGUCACCCCUGGCCCCCAGGCUGGCUGUGCCUCUUCCUGGGGAACAGCUGCUCCCAGAAGACUUGCUGCGGGCUGGGGUGUGGGUUCCUGGAAUCCGGCCCCACCCUGGCCCUCCCCACCUGGCUCAAGGCUCAGGAAUGGUGCACCCUGGAAACUCCGAAGGACCUGCCCCGCCCUGGGGACAGGGACGGGGAAGGGCCAGGUACCAGCGGGGUGGAAGUCCUGCGCGCUGCCCAGAUGGGCCCCCGGAGGCUGUGGAGGCCGCACCCAGGCCUGGAGCUGCCCUAGGACUGCAGACCAGCCGGGGCCGGGUGCGCAGACAUGGCCCAGACGCUGGCCUUUGUCCUCGAUGUCCCCGAGAGCCCCGAGGACCAGGGCCAGGAGCCCAGCCCUUACGAUGAGAGCGAAGUGCACGACUCCUUCCACCAGCUCAUCCAGGAGCAGAGCCGCUGGGUGGCGGCCGAGGAGGGGCUGGAGCUGCAGGAGAGGCAGCCGGGGGCCGGGUCCCUGGAGGCCCCAGGCAGCAGCCUCCCAGGGCCCGGGGGCGCCCCCGAGCUCAGCUCGGCCACCCUCCGCAUCUUGGCCAGCAUGCCCAGCCGCACCAUCGGCCGCAGCCGCGGGGCCAUCAUCUCGCAGUUCUACAACCGCACGGCCAGGCUGCGGCGCCGGAGUGGGCGGCCCCUGCUCGGGGACGUGGCGCCCUCGGCCCGGCCCAGUCUCCACCGGCUCGACCCGGAGCUGGACCCCACGUCCCGCGAGGAGGAGGAGAAGCGGAGGCUCUUGGUGAAGGAGCUCCAGGGCCUGACGGUCACCCAGCGGGACCACAUGCUCCGGGGGAUGCCCCUGAACCUGGCUGAGAAGCGCUGCCUGCGGGAGGAGAGCCGGACGCCGCGGGGGAAGCGGAGGGGCCGGCAGAGCCGCCGAGGGGUCCUCUCCUGCGGCAGCCGCCUCAGAUACAGCUGCACCCUGGCCCUGCACAACCUGGGGCUCAGGCUGCUCUCGGGCCUGCACGCCUUGACGCCGUGGCACUACGCCCUGAAGCGGAUUGGGGGCCAGUUUGGCUCCAGUGUGCUCUCCUACUUCGUCUUCCUCAAGACACUGCUGGCCUUCAACGCCCUCCUGCUGCUGCCACUGCUGGCCUUUGUUGUGGCGGUGCAGGCCGCCUUCCCGCCAGAACCGCCCAGCCCAGACCCCACCUUCACGGGCCUGGAGCUCCUGACCGGCGGGGGCAGCUUUACUCACACCGUCAUGUACUAUGGCUACUACAGUAACAGCACGCUCAACCAGCCAUGCGACCUCCCGCUGGAUGGCGGCCAGUGUACCCCCGGGGCGGGUGGCCUUCCCUACAACAUGCCCCUGGCCUACCUCUUCACUGUGGGCGUGGCCUUCUUUAUCACCUGCAUCACCCUGGUGUACAGCAUGUCCCACUCCUUUGGGGAGAGCUACCGGGUGGGCAGCACCUCGGGUGCCCACGCCAGCACGGUCUUCUGCUCCUGGGACCACAAAGUGACGCAGAAGUGGGCUUCGCGCCUCCAGCAUGCCAAUGUCCGCACUCGGCUGAAGGAGCUGCUGGCCGAGUGGCAGGUGAGGCGGGCCCCCCAGAGCGUGUGUGCGAAGCUGCGGCGGGCGCUGGGGCUGGGGUUCGGCUGGCUGCUGAGCCUGGGGACUGCGCUGGGCUGCGCCGUGGCCGUCUACACCUUCUCGGAGCUCAUGAUCAAGAGCCCGGUGGCUGCCGAGCGCGAGGCCGGCCUGCUGGGGCUGCCCCUGGUGGUCUCCCUGCUCAACCUGGCCGCCUCCUACCUGUGCCGCGGCCUGACCGCCCUGGAGCAGCACGAGUCCCCCGUGCUGGAGGCCUACGUGGCCGUGUGCAGGAACCUCCUGCUCAAGGUGGCCAUCCUGGGGGUUCUGUGCUACCACUGGCUGGGCCGCAGGCUGGGUGCCCUGAAGGGCCAGUGCUGGGAGACCGUCGUGGGCCAGGAGCUGUACCGGUUCAUGGUGGUGGAUUUCAUCUUCGCACUGGUGGACACGUUCUUUGGGGAGCUGGUGUGGAGGCUCGUCUCCGAGAAGAAGCUGAAGAGGAGGCGGAAGCCCGAGUUUGACAUCGCCCGGAAUGUGCUGGAGCUGAUUUACGGGCAGACGCUGACCUGGCUGGGAGUCCUCUUCUCGCCCCUCCUCCCCGCCGUGCAGAUCGUCAAGCUCCUGCUGCUCUUCUACGUCAAGAAGGGGUGGCCGUGGCAGAGGCAGCCUUUGUCCCCCCAGACGAGCCUGAUGGCCAACUGCCAGGCACCCCGCCGGCCCUGGCUGGCCUCGCACAUGAGCACCGUCUUCCUCACGCUGCUUUGCUGCCCGUCCUUCCUGGGCGCUGCCAUCUUCCUCUGCUACGCCAUCUGGCAGGUGAGGCCCUCGGGCACCUGUGGCCCCUUCCGGACCCUGGACACCAUAUACGAGGCGGGCAAGGUGUGGGUGCGCCGCCUGGAGAGAGCGGGCCCCCGCGUCUCCUGGCUGUCCUGGGUCCACCGCUACCUGGUGGAGAACCCCUCCUUCAUCUUCCUGGUGUCGUCCCUGCUGCUAGCCGUCAUCUACCUCAACACCCAGGUGGUCAAGGGCCAGCGGAAGGUCAUUUGCCUCCUCAAGGAGCAGAUCAGCAACGAAGGGGAGGACAAAAUCUUCUUAAUCAACAAGCUUCACUCAGUCUACGAGAGGAAGGAGAGAAGCAGGACUGGCCGAGGUGCCGAGGCCACGGCACACCCUGCCUGGCCCACAGAGCGGUGGGAAGCCCAGUAGGAAGGUGGCCCUGCGUCUUGCCCUGCGGGGCCACCCAUUCCCUGGGCUCUUUUGGGCGCAGACGCCAGAUGCCAUCCCCGAGACUGCAGCUUCUCAGCACUGCCCAGCCGGCUGGACGCGGAAGGGUCGGCAGGAGGGUCUGUG
Choloepus didactylus (southern two-toed sloth) is the source of this 2958-nucleotide messenger RNA. It is a transcript of the gene TMC6, whose product is annotated as transmembrane channel like 6. The transcript is spliced from 21 exons. The coding region runs from base 352 to 2814 and encodes 820 amino acids. NCBI's taxonomy places the organism in Eukaryota, Metazoa, Chordata, Mammalia, Pilosa, Megalonychidae. Gene Ontology annotation, molecular function: mechanosensitive monoatomic ion channel activity. The record is from RefSeq and is a predicted model, not a curated record. Gene Ontology annotation, cellular component: plasma membrane.